This is a messenger RNA of Saccharomycodes ludwigii, 372 nucleotides long. RefSeq names its product Rbl2p (gene RBL2). Gene Ontology annotation, cellular component: microtubule cytoskeleton; cytosol. NCBI's taxonomy places the organism in Eukaryota, Fungi, Ascomycota, Saccharomycetes, Saccharomycodales, Saccharomycodaceae. Bases 1 to 372 code for a protein of 123 amino acids. The transcript has a single exon. The record is from RefSeq and is a predicted model, not a curated record. Gene Ontology annotation, biological process: tubulin complex assembly; post-chaperonin tubulin folding pathway. Gene Ontology annotation, molecular function: beta-tubulin binding.
AUGCCGCCUUCCAAGUUGGUAAUCAAAAUUAGAUCCUUAGAAAGAUUAUUAAAAGAACAAGAUUAUUAUAAAAAUGAACUACUACAGCAACAAAAAAUAGUCAAUGAUUUAAAGGACAACCCAGAAUCGGAUCCAUAUGACUUAAAAAAGCAAAUUGAGGUAUUGAAAGAUACUGAAAGAAUUUUUCCCACAUUAUAUAAUAAAAUAGAUGAAUUUAAGCAAGAUUUAACCAAUUAUUUGGAGUCAAAUAUUACUAGCACUAAUAAUGUUACUAGCACUGGGUCUAUAGAUGAAAAUGAAUAUAAUGCCUGGAAAUCUAAAAUAGAUCAAGUACUAAAAGAGUCUGAAGAAUCUAUAAAAAAUAUUGAUUGA